GCGCGCCGUCAUUCGCGGCCUUGGCUGUCAAUCACCGGGUCCCGGACGUUGAUUACUCGCUGGCGCCCUGUGAUUGCCGCCGAGCAUCUCCAAUGGGGGGGAGAACUGUUUGUAAACAACACAGUUCUCUCCGGUCAGCUCUUCCACACUAAUAUGAAUGGCUGUGCACAGCACAGCCAGUAAAGCACAAACACAGGACACAAUGUAAAACAGCAUACAGCACACAGUUAACCCUUUGAUCGCCCCACAUGUUAACCCCUUCCUGCCCAGUGCCAUUAUUACAGCAUCAGUGCUUUUUUUUUUUUAGCACUGUUCACUGUAUUGGUGUCACUGGGGAUGUCAGUGACACCAAGUCAGUUCCCCCCCAGAGUCAGAAUGCCCGCAGCAGUCCCUCAGUCCCGCUAAAAGUCACUGA
Messenger RNA from Staurois parvus, 415 nucleotides. The record is from the annotation of a GenBank genome assembly. Lineage: Eukaryota; Metazoa; Chordata; Amphibia; Anura; Ranidae.